AUGGAAGAAUCAGGGAAGAGAGGGACUGUGACCUCACUCGCCUCCCUGUUCCCAGUAGAGGAGGCGCAGAAGGCGGCGAAGCGCGUCGAAGACGCCAUUGCCGACAAGCGUUCCAAGCUCGAUCGCGUACGAGGUUUCAUUGCCGACAACAACAACCUCGUCAACCUUGUCCACAAACUACCCGAACAACUCUCCCACGACAUCAUGGUUCCGUUUGGGAAAGCAGCGUUCUUCCCUGGUCGUUUGAUUCAUACUAAUGAGUUCCUGGUUCUUUUGGGGGAAGGGUAUUAUGUCGAUAGAACUUCGAACCAAACCGUUGAGAUUUUGCAGCGAAGAGGGAAGUCCUUGGAUUCGCAGGUUGAUUCCCUUGAGGCCAAUAUCAAGGACCUUGAAGCAGAGGCUUCGUUUUUCAAUGCCACAGCUUCUCAAGUAGCGGAGGGUCUUGUGGAGAUAAGGGAAGAUUAUGUAGAGGAAGACUCUAAUGAAGGGGAAUCCAAAUCAGGUCAACCGCGAGAAGAUGGUCCUAAUUUGGGAAAUGCUGUGGCUAAUGAUGGGGAAUAUGCUCGUAUGCUGGCAAUAAUGGAUGAACUUGAGAAAGAAGAGCUUGCUGCAGAAAGUGGCAAUCACAGUGAUGAAAAUGAUGAAAGUACUGGUGAUUUUGACGGAAUGUCUAAUCAAGGACAUAUUGAUAACAAUCUCCAAAAUUCAAAACUCAAACAGGAUUCUCGUCAAAGAGCACUACUGGAUCAGACUAAUAAUAAAAUUAUAACAGCUGAGCUUCCAGAAAAGCGAUAUCAUAAAGAAGAUACAACUAAUCAGAUGAAUUUUGCUAGCCUGGGAGUGCAAUCUACAGCAAGAGAAGGGGAAAAUUUUGUAGAAUCCAUUGAUCCUAGUGAAAAGAUUCCUGUUCGUUCUAAAGAAAAACCAGUUCAAUCAACCGUGACAUUAAAAACUGAGGUUCGACACCAAACUUCACAACCAUCAUUUGACAGUCGCAAGGCUUUUACUGGCUCUAUUAUAGAGCAUACUGAGAAUAUACAAAGACCUUCAAGAGAACAAAGUUCUGUUUCAUCACAGGGUUCUGGUUCUCAAUCUUCAAAACCAGUUUCCAGAUUCAAGAUGCAUAGAAGAUAA
This is a messenger RNA of Sphenostylis stenocarpa, 1134 nucleotides long. Lineage: Eukaryota; Viridiplantae; Streptophyta; Magnoliopsida; Fabales; Fabaceae. The record is from the annotation of a GenBank genome assembly.